UUCAUAGAGUAAACAUCGUACAGCAGUGAGCUCUUGAAUUUUCGUUAAUUUAAGUGGUUAUACUUUACCAAUGAAAUUACAAAUUUGCACAGUUGUUUGUUGAAAAUAUAUGCAAUUGAACAGUGGUGAAAAGUGCAGUUUGGAAACUACAAUAGAGAAGGUAUUUUGAUUAGUUCAGUUAAAUUAAUCUAACACUGUUGUCAGAUCUCCAAGAACUAAAAUGCCAACACGGAGCAGUCAAGUUGAAGAAGCUCAUUUGGAAUCUCUAAUUAGCAAAAUAUCGUCAAAAUUACUGAACAAAAUCGAUAAUAAAUUGGAAAAUAUGACAGCCAGAUUUGAUACAAUAGAUGUGACGUUGAACUCUCUGAAUGCUAAAUUCAUACAUCUAGAAGAAGUAGAGCACAACCAUAAGAAGCAAUUUAUAUUCGUCAAUGAAAAACUUGAUGAGUUACAUCAAAACUCCAAAAUGAAUAGCCUACGCUUAAUUGGAGUCAAUGAGGAAACAGAUGAGAAUUUGAUUAGCAAAAUCUUAAGUACAAUAAAUGAUGGAAUGAAAAUCAAAUGUGCUAUAUUCGAACUGAAUAGAGUAUUUAGAGUUGGCAAAAUUUCCGCAGAUCUUACUAAACCGAGGGCAGUAAUUGUAGACUUUGUUACCAACCUGAAACGAAAUGAAGUAUACAAAGCCAAAUUUAAGCUAAAAGGAACAGGAAUUUUCAUCAAUGAGGAUUUAACAGAAUAUCGCUACAAGCUACUCCUUCAAGCAAAGAAGAGAUUUGGGAAUAAAGAAGUCUGGUCGCAAAAUUGCAAAAUUUAUGCCAAAUGCGACAACGCUGUAAAACUUAUUCGACAUGAAGUGGAUCUGGCGAACUGAAAGGAACAAAAAAAGUCAAAGUAGAUAAACUACUAUUCUUAGUUUUUGUACCCUAUCCUUAUUGUAUCUAAAGCCUGGCCUAUACUGGAA
This is a messenger RNA of Phaedon cochleariae (mustard beetle), 961 nucleotides long. The record is from the annotation of a GenBank genome assembly. NCBI's taxonomy places the organism in Eukaryota, Metazoa, Arthropoda, Insecta, Coleoptera, Chrysomelidae.